AUGGUGUGGGUGAUCGAUCCGACUGCAUACAGAGGAGAUGAGAUGAAGGAUAUGGUGUUGGAGAAUCUUUCUUGCUCUGGUUCAGCGGCAUCACCGGAAUCGAGUUUUUCCUAUGCAAGCUGCAAACAGAGGUUUUUCCCUUUUAAAAAAUCUCUUCAUGUAUGUACAGAAGAAGCUUUAACAGCAUUGUUGAAAGUAAAAGUUGCAGCUUCUCAUAUUGAUGUGAUUAGUGCGGCUCAUACCACAAAGGCAAUCAUCAAGCAAAGUCGAGCUUCCAAGUGA
Prunus armeniaca (apricot) is the source of this 282-nucleotide messenger RNA. NCBI's taxonomy places the organism in Eukaryota, Viridiplantae, Streptophyta, Magnoliopsida, Rosales, Rosaceae. The record is from the annotation of a GenBank genome assembly.